Molecule: messenger RNA, 2110 nt
Organism: Hevea brasiliensis (rubber tree)
Lineage: Eukaryota; Viridiplantae; Streptophyta; Magnoliopsida; Malpighiales; Euphorbiaceae
Product: receptor-like protein EIX1
Exons: 2
Coding region: 10-1353 (447 amino acids)
Molecular function (GO): protein binding
Source: RefSeq, a predicted model, not a curated record
UUUGGGAACAUGACAUCUCUUGUUGUGCUUGAUCUCUCAUUCAAUGAUCUUGAAGGUCCAUUACCAGCGACCCUAGGUCACCACUUCAAACAUUCACCCUUACGAGAACUCUAUCUUUCCGACAAUUUUCUUACACAAUUGUCUUUAGAAAAAAUCCUUCCACAACUUUCAGAAUUAGUUGUGCUCGAUGUUGCUGGGAAUUAUUUGAAUGGUGUGAUCACUGAAGCCCAUUUACAGAAUUUCACUAGAUUGAAGGUACUUGACUUGUCAUUAAAUGAGUUGAUUUUAAACGCGAGCUCAAACUGGAUUCCCAAUUUUCAACUUGAGUCCAUAAAUUUGGGAAAUUGCCAAAUGGGCCCACGAUUUCCCCAAUGGCCCCAAAACCAAAACAGAAUUUUGAAACUUGAUAUGUCUAAUGCAAGUAUAUCAGGCACAGUACCUGAUUGGUUUUGGUAUAUUUCUUCAUCGAUGGAGCAUUUGUUUCUUCAUUACAACCAGCUUAGAGGGGAAUUGCCUAAUUUAUCAUCAAAAGUGACUUUGUUGACACUGGUUAUAAGUGGAAAUGAAUUUGAGGGUCAUCUGCCUCAGUUCCCCUCAACAAUAGAAACACUAAAUUUAUUCAACAAUCAAUUUUCAGGAAGCCUUCCAGAUUGUCGGACAUAUGGGCAAAUUUUGGUUUAUCUUAGUUUAGCAUACAACCAAUUGUCUGGUAAAAUCCCUGAGUCAAUUGGCCAUCUAAUUAAUCUUAAAUGGUUGUUUUUGAAUUAUAAUAGCUUGUCUGGAGAGAUACCUCAAUCCUUGCAGAGCUGCACAAGUUUGGUUGUCCUGGCUCUUGGGAAAAAUGCACUAUCUGGGAGCAUACCGACAUGGCUGGGGGAAAGUUUCAAGAAUCUGCAGGGGAUUUCGUUGCAUCACAAUGCUUUCGAAGGAAAUACACCAGUGCAGCUUUGCCAAUUGAGACACUUAAAUUACCUGGACUUCUCUUUCAAUUUAUUAUCAGGACCAAUUCCACUUUGCAUACAUAAUUUUCUUCAAAUGGUUGGCAAAGAAGGUGAACAUUCUGUUCAUUCACUCGAUGCUUCUUAUACAAAGGAUGAACUAAAAAGCCAGAUGUGGAUAUGGUCAUCAGUUAAAUAUGGUCCUUUAUUUAAGACGAUGGAUCUUUCACAUAAUAUGCUGAGUGGGGAGAUCCCAAGAGAAGUUACAUCCCUAAUUGGAUUGACGCAUCUGAAUCUUUCCUAUAAUUAUCUGAAGGGGAGCUAUUCCUUGCUAUAUUGGGGCCAUGAAAUUGUUGUAUUAUCUAGAUUUAUCAAACAACCAGCUUUCUGGCACUAUUCCUCCCAGCGUUUCUAAUCUUACUGAUCUUAAAGAAUUGAGUUUGUCAUAUAACAAUUUGUCUGGGAAAGUUCCCUCACCCAAUAAUUUUAGUGCAUAUGCAUUCAUCGGAAAUCAUAAAUUGUGCGGUCCUCCACUUGCAAAGAAUUGCUCUGCAAAUGAAUCACUGGAAAAAACAGAAUGCAGCAGUGACAGGAAAUCAGAAGGCCAAAAUGAUUGAAUUCAAGAAAAGGAAGAUAGGUAUGGAUUUGACCCUUUCAAGGAGAAGCCUUCAUUCUAUAUCAGUGUGGCUAGUGGAUUUUUUACAGGGUUUCGGGGAUUUUGGGCUACUUUAGUCUUCAACGAGUCAUGGAGGCAUGUCCAAUUCCGUUUCUUGGGCAACAUGGAUGACAAAAUUUAUGUGUGUGUGGUAGUUACCGCGGCUAGGCUGCGAAGGAAAUUUCAGAGGGAACAAGUUGUUGAGUAAGAGUUCAAACUGGUAGAAAUUGUGUGGUUAAAAUGGACUUGAAGAUAUAUGUUUCCUAUGACUGCAAUCAGUUGGCUGAGAAAUAUUUCAAUGGAAGAAAUGCUAGGGGAACUUUGCCAAAUAAUAUAAGCUUGAGCUACCUUGUUACUGUUCUGUUAGCUACUUAUGUUUAAUUGUUCUGUUUCAUACUCUCCGUUGGUUGGUUUGUAAAACAAACACUUCUUAUUAUGUUGUUUUGUUUGCUCUAUUCAUAGUCUAUUUACAGCAGGAUUGUACUUGUGUUAAUUAAGUUGGGUAAAUGAAUUUAUA